Pterocles gutturalis (yellow-throated sandgrouse) is the source of this 1104-nucleotide messenger RNA. RefSeq names its product mortality factor 4 like 1 (gene MORF4L1). The record is from RefSeq and is a predicted model, not a curated record. Gene Ontology annotation, cellular component: NuA4 histone acetyltransferase complex; nucleus. NCBI's taxonomy places the organism in Eukaryota, Metazoa, Chordata, Aves, Pterocliformes, Pteroclidae. Gene Ontology annotation, biological process: chromatin organization; regulation of DNA-templated transcription. The coding region runs from base 168 to 938 and encodes 256 amino acids. The transcript is spliced from 10 exons.
AUGCAAUUAUGUAAUGUUUUGGAAUGAUGGUUUGAUUUUUUUUUAAUUUUUUUUUCAGCUGGGAUGAAUGGGUUCCAGAAAGCAGAGUGCUCAAAUACGUGGAUACCAAUUUGCAGAAACAAAAAGAACUUCAGAAGGCCAAUCAGGAACAGUAUGCAGAGGGGAAGAUGAGAGGUGCUGCUCCGGGCAAGAAGACUUCUGGUCUGCAGCAGAAAAAUGUUGAAGUAUUUUUCAGACGAGAUGGAGCGCAUACUGUUUGCUGUUUGGAGACCCCUACAAUAUCGACGCGGAAAACAAAAAAGAACAAGCAGAAAACUCCAGGAAUUGGAGAAGGGAGCAGUACCAGUGAGACGCCUCAGCCUCCUAGGAAGAAGAGGGCUCGAGUAGAUCCAACGGUUGAAAGUGAAGAAACAUUUAUGAACAGAGUUGAAGUAAAGGUGAAAAUCCCAGAAGAGCUGAAACCAUGGCUGGUAGAUGACUGGGACUUGAUCACCAGGCAAAAGCAGCUCUUCUAUCUUCCUGCCAAGAAGAAUGUUGACUCCAUUUUAGAGGAUUACGCAAACUACAAAAAAUCACGAGGAAAUACUGAUAACAAGGAGUAUGCAGUCAAUGAAGUGGUGGCUGGAAUUAAAGAAUACUUCAAUGUCAUGCUGGGAACUCAACUGCUGUACAAGUUUGAGAGGCCUCAAUAUGCUGAAAUUUUAGCAGAUCACCCAGAUGCUCCAAUGUCUCAAGUCUAUGGUGCCCCACACCUCCUGAGGUUAUUUGUGCGGAUUGGAGCUAUGCUUGCUUACACUCCUCUUGACGAGAAGAGUCUGGCUUUGCUGUUAAACUAUUUGCAUGACUUCUUAAAGUAUUUAGCAAAGAAUUCCUCGGCAUUGUUUAGCGCCAGUGACUAUGAAGUAGCCCCUCCCGAGUACCAUCGGAAAGCAGUAUAGGGCUGUGCUGCUUUACAGUGGCGUGAUGAUGGCAUCCUCGUCCAUUCUGCAUCUUGUUCUCCACCUUUUGAUUGCACAUGUGUCUCUUGCACAAAUUAUGUAAACAGAAAGUGAAUAAAGUCGUGUGCUUAAAGUGGAACUGGCAUUCGUAAGUUCGGGAGAUUUU